AUGCUGAUCCUGACCUGCACCACCCAGCUGCUGCGCCUGGAGGGGAUCCUGAGGAAGAGCCUGCCCUCCGCCCUGCCGGUCUAUGGGGCCGUGAUGAACAUCAACCGGGGCAACCCGGGCAACUACGAGGUGGUGGUGGACUCCUGGCCCGAGUUUGGCGCUGUGCUGGCACGGUGCAGAGGAGAGGUCCCAGCAGAUGACUCCUACUGGAACACCCACGCAGCCUUCUACCGGGACGUGGGAGCCUACCGGGCACUGCUGGAGACCCCUGGCUGCCUGCGCUGGGACACCGCCUUCCACAUCAUCGGGCUGCAGGACGAGUUGGCCAAAGUGUCUCAGGCCAUGGCAGGGAGCAGGGGCGUUGAGCUGGAGGUCUCUGAGUACUACUGCUACCAGCACCUCGACCCCAGGACCAUGCCCGAGCCCCGGCUGGAGAGCGGGGUGCAGGUGACCUCGCUGAGCCCCCUCCACGUGGACCUCCUCAACAAGACCUGGCCCUACGGGGGCAACGCCCGCAGCCGCGCCUACCUGGCCGACCUCCUGGAGAGGUUCCCCCACGUCUGCCUGCAGGACGCCGCCGGACAGCCUCUCUGCUGGAACCUGACCGACCAGUUCGGCGCCGGCACGCACGGCUACACCCUGCCCAGCCACCGCCGGCGCGGCCUGAUGCAGGCGGCGCUGACCUUCUCCGCUCGGCGGGCGCAGAACAGAGGCUUCCCCUCCUACGGCCACACGGCCACCACCAACGUGGCCAUGCAGAAGGUGCAGCAGCAGCUGGGCCACCACCGCUUGCCGGGGCUCUGUCGGUUCAUCCUGCACAACCCCGGCCUGGCCAGUAAAUGA
Messenger RNA from Dryobates pubescens (Downy woodpecker), 843 nucleotides. RefSeq names its product glycine-N-acyltransferase like 3 (gene GLYATL3). The transcript has 5 exons. The record is from RefSeq and is a predicted model, not a curated record. Gene Ontology annotation, cellular component: mitochondrion. Gene Ontology annotation, molecular function: glycine N-acyltransferase activity. NCBI's taxonomy places the organism in Eukaryota, Metazoa, Chordata, Aves, Piciformes, Picidae. Bases 1 to 843 code for a protein of 280 amino acids.